Messenger RNA from Peniophora sp. CBMAI 1063, 1890 nucleotides. The record is from the annotation of a GenBank genome assembly. NCBI's taxonomy places the organism in Eukaryota, Fungi, Basidiomycota, Agaricomycetes, Russulales, Peniophoraceae.
AUGCGCCGGUUCGGACACCUCGCCUCCCGUCCCUCUCCUGCUCAAAGUUCCAGCCUCACACAUCGACGUGACGACCCCGUCGCGCUCCCACGCGAGCGGCCUAGAAUAACCUCUAUCAACGCCAUCUUGGAGUCCGCAUUCGAGGAGUACUAUGAAUCGGUGAAUGUGGAUCUGAAUGGUUCAGACGACCCUUUGGUAUGCCGAGUGCGACAAUGCGACACGAUCGACGCGAUCCUCGACAUCAUUGAGGAUACGGCACAUCUCCUCGUUCAGAGGCGCAACGGGAAAGGAGUGGCGCGGCGUCUUCGUGAGGUGGUCAAGCCCGUUGUAUACGCGCUUGGUGUCGUACUCGACGCAAGCGCAGAAACAGCGUCGUCUCUCGGCGUUCCGGGCGGCAAAGGUAUAUUUGCUGCAGUUGCAGUACUCAUCAAAGCGGCAGAGCAAGUGAGCGCUGCAUUUGACGAUGUCCAGACCCUUCUCGAACGCUUGUCCGUGUAUUUUGAACGUCUCAAAGUGCGAUUGAUGAUACCGCUGGGCUGCGAGGCGAGGGCGAUAGCCGUGCGAUGUCUAGCAGAAAUGCUACGCGUUUUCGCGCUCGCGACGAAGAUGUUACGCCGGAGUCGCCUCAAUCACUUCUUGAAGGCCUUGUUCGUCAAAAGCGAUGACAUAGGCGCUAGCCUGAGGAAAGUACAGGAGAUCGCAUCGGACGAGGAGAAGAUGUCGGUUACUGAGGUUCUUGUCUCCUUGCAUGACAUGUCCUACGAUCUUCACGAAGCUAAGGCACGGAUCUCACGACGUAUGGACGCUGGGUUCCAGAAUAUGGCAUCAGAUAUAGUGCAAGGACACGCGCAAACACAACGCCAUGUCGAUGCUGUCCUAUACGCUCUUCCAGCUCUCCAAGAAUAUAUCGUCGGGCAUAUCGAUCAAAGACUUCAAGAUGGCAUGAUCUCGAGCGAAUCCCGUCUCGUAAGAGGAUACCCCCCUGACAUGGAUCAGGAUAGCCGUCCGUCAAAUGCAUCCUCCCAAGUCCAAAUCACCCUAUCUUUUCCUGCCACAGACUGGCGGGUAUGCGUCGGCCAUAUUCAAGGCGUCAUCGCACGAUUGGAUCUGGACGAUCAAGACGCCGUCUGGAGGGCCAUAGCGCUUCUCUUUGCGCAUAUGAUCAGCUCCGCCUACCUCAACCCGAGCGGUCUUGCGAUACAGGCAACGCAUCGGAGUGCGUCGAAUGGCGCACUACGCACGAUGGAGUUUCUGGGGGUGGCUUGCAGCUUCUUGUUGCUGUUCAUGGCCUGCAAACUCAACACUGUCACGCGUCCUGUGGCGCGUGCGCCAGACAUCGUCACCAUCAUCGAUGUCUUCGGCGUUGCUCUUACCCUGCAGCCUGAUAUCUACUCAUCCCGGGCGAGGACCCACGAAUUCAUAUUGAAUGCGUUCAUGAACCGCCCCCAGGGCUGGACCUACGUCGUGAAACACAGUUACGGCAUAGGCAACUCAGAGCGUCUCCUCAUUACUUCAGAAGAGUGGACGGAGGCCGUUAAGCCUGGUGACGUGUUGACCAUGAGCAUCAUACUUCAAGACCAAGCCGCCCGCUGUCCAUACUGUCACCGCUCACCAGAUGGAGCCGAAAUGGCCUUGGACAAUGGUCGCAUGAUCUGUAUUGGUUGCGGACGCCUGUAUGCCACGCACGAAGCUGUCGGAAACGCGACGAGGGGGUUUGAUCGCGAUGAUGGUGCAUGGCGGCUCUUCAGCAGAACUAGAGCAACGGCCUACACAACACUGCUCGGUCUACCAUGUGCACGUUCCAGAGUAUCAUCGUUCAAUUCCUUGCGAAACGAUGGAAAACUCCUACCUCUCCAAGCCACGCCCGUCCGUCUGGAGGUCAUUGUUUGA